Messenger RNA from Rhagoletis pomonella (apple maggot), 3498 nucleotides. RefSeq lists its product as uncharacterized. The record is from RefSeq and is a predicted model, not a curated record. Gene Ontology annotation, cellular component: nucleus. Bases 174 to 1841 code for a protein of 555 amino acids. NCBI's taxonomy places the organism in Eukaryota, Metazoa, Arthropoda, Insecta, Diptera, Tephritidae. The transcript has 4 exons.
AUGAUCCCAAAGUGGUCGAACAGAAAGAGCAGGCGCAGCCUGCAUGUUUACCGUUGAGCUAUGUAUUGCGUUUCAUAUCGGAAGAUGCACGUAAAGAGAGCCCAUUUUUAUCCGCCAACAGUACGGGCGUUGAACUUAAGCGGAAGUUGGCGAUCAAACAUCACAGUUACAGUAUGUCGUCGUCAAAUCGCAGCAAUACGCCCACUGGCAGUGAAAUGGACGAUGAUGAAAUGGUUGUCUCAGAGUCGGAGGACAGCAAUGAUUCUUGGACAACUGAGGAGUUCAGUUCCGAGUUCAUAAUGCGUUACGGGAGCAGGCAUUCCGGAACCGGCAGCAAUGGGACACCGGGCAAUGAGAAGCCGUUUGCGUGUCCUGUGCCUGGUUGUAAAAAGCGUUACAAGAAUGUCAAUGGCAUCAAAUAUCACUCGAAGAACGGCCACAAAAAGGACGGAAAAGUUCGCAAAGGCUACAAAUGUCACUGCGGCAAGAGCUACAAAACUGCUCAAGGCCUGAAGAACCACGCUUUGGUGGCACACAACUCCUCGCCUGAGAGCGUUUUGAGCACACAACAUACGGCUAAUAUGACUGCUAACAACAAUGGGACCAACGUUAAUGUGGGCUCAGGCAUUAUUUUGCAACGCAGCAGUUCGCCCUCGCAGUCAUUGGGUUCCCUCAGUCCAUCCAGCAUCAGCAACAUGUCAAGCAGUGCCAGUAGCUGUCAUGGCAGUGCUACCAGCAACACUCAUAACGGCAACAGUAACUCUGCUGGCAACAAUAAUGUUGGUAACAACAACACAACCGGCGCCGUCACCAACAAUGUGUUGCAGCAGUUGGCUAAUAAUACACUUGGCAACGGAAGUCCCAAUGUGGUUGCCACCACAAACGGGGUUGGACUUAGCUUGCAUCAUCACCAACACCAUGCACAGCAGCAGCAGCAACAUCAGUUUAGCAAUCAGCAGCAGCAGCAGCAACCGCAACUACACAGCAUUGGAUCGUCCGCAGCAGCUACAUCAGGUAACAAUAACAAUUUAGGGCGCAGCAGCAGCAGCAGCGGCAACACUACUGGCAUCAGUGGCAAUGGCCUGCUCACAGCACAAGCAGCAACUAAAACUGCGACUGCAGCUACAAACUUGUUGGCCGCUAAUGCAACGGCGAGUAAAAUACUCAAGUUGGCUACCAAUGCCGCGGCACAGGCAGCAGCAGCUGCAGCCGCAGCCAAUGCUGUUGGUACAGUUGAUAUCAUUGCACAGCAGCAGCAACAACAACAUAAGCUGCAAGCAAUCGUUGAUAAAGUACAGUCAAAACAGCAACAAAGUACAGCGACUAAAAUUGCGCUGCCAAAUUUGGUAAACUUAGGCAUUCUCACCCCGGCCACUUCGCCUACGAAACCACCUACGCAGGCAAUGGCAUUUACGCAACAACAACAACAACAUCCAACCCAACAACAAGCACAGCCACCACAUAAUCUUCCUUUGACACCCAUUAGUCCAAGUGGGCCAACAUUAAUCCAACAACAACAGCAAAAAGGCAUUGGGCUAUUGCAUCACCAACAACAGCAACAACAACACAAAAAACCGAAUCAGAUUAUUGGUAGCAUACACUUGACUAAUGUAUCUACAUCGACGUCAACGUCCUCAACUGUAUCGAAUGCCAACAUGAAUAACAACAAUAGCAUCAGCAACACUGCCAAUGGUAUCAGUGGUAAUGGUGUCGCUACUACGGCUGCAGCAACGGUGGGCAGCGGCGUUGUUGCUGGCGCUGGCGCUGCAGGCAUGGCGAACGCUGUUGUUGCUGCUGCUUCUGCUGACGCAGUGGUAGGCGUUGUCAACGACGAAACGUAGCCUAUACUAAAGACAUUACUAAUGCGUCGCGAAUUUAAAUAGAAGAAAAAUAUUUAGUUAUUAUAUAUUUAGAUAACCAAAAAAAAAAACUAAAUUUGCGCAAAGUUAAAGAACAUCUGACCAUUUAUAAUAAAUCGGCUGAGAGAUAGUAUGCCCGCGACAUACCUAAGCGUAUGGCUGUUGCUUGUUAUUAUAGGAAAUAAAUAAUUUCAAACUUACACCCUUUAAAGUAAAUAGAAAAAAAAAAAAUCGUCAGUUCCUUAAAGAAUUAUCGAAAUACUUUUUGAAGCAUUAUGAGCAUUUGGAAGUACCCAGAGAAUUAAAAAUAAGUACAUAUAUUCAUUCGACGCUAUUGCUGAAUCCAUUGUAGAUUUGUUUUUCGAAAAGUAGGCGAAUAUGUUAUCACUGAAUAUGCAUAGCUAUAUGUAGCUUUACUAUGAAAGUAUUUGCGUAGGAUUUUAUAUAACUAUUAUCAGUCCCCUUCCGUUAAAUCCUAGGGUGAUCUCUUUUUUUUUGAGAUAUUCCAAAAUUAAGUUUAGCGAAGUUAUGGCUGACGGUGACCAAGGCUUUUUUACUACUCAACUCAAAACUCGCUUUGGUUAUAUAAAGGCUGCUAUUACGGUACUCACGUCGGCAACGAAGUAACUCAAUAAAAGUGUUCGCUAUGCAAAAAACUUGUACAAGUUGGUACCAAUUGUUACCAAAUCCUGUUCGUUUGGCCAUAAAGCUAGUAAAACUUGCAAGGAGAGAGCACAAUUUUUAUAUUUCAUUUGGAGGGGAAGUUGCAAAUUCGUGCUGGGAAAAUGUUUGCCGGCAAGAGUUUGCAAGCAGGAUUGUGGCACACGCUUGCAUUUCCAGCAAAAAUAAUUUGAAUCAACAAGUUCGUGAAAUUUAAAAAUGUACAAUCUUGCCGCGUUUACUAAUGAUUGAAGUACUAUGUAAGUAUUUGUUUAUUCAAUUAAUAUAAUUAAUUCCAUUGAUUUGAAAGUUACUCGGCAGUCGACACCACUGUCGAUUUAGGAAAUUCGACAGUGACUUCCAUAAAGAAAUUGAAGCGUAUGUUGAAGAUCAGAAUAAGAAGAAACAUGCGUAUGUUUUCCACUUGAAAUAAUAAAAAAAUAUUAUGUACGAAAUGCAACCGUGGAGGCCAGCUGGCAGUGAAGCUUGCAAAUAUCUGCAAAUUCUCUUCAUGUGAGACCAUCGAGUAAACUUUUGAAAAUAGUAGACCAUCUAACCUAACAAAACUACGUUCCCACGCCAUCUUUGUUCGUAAUCCCCUCUAAUUCGUAAUUGGAAAGCCUAUUACUUAAUUCGCCAUACAAUGAGAAUCACGAAGAAAUCACUAGCUUCAACCGAAAUUUAUCGAAUUCCGCUGUCAAGGCAAAAGAGAGGAAAUGAAGGAAAAUUCUAACAUGUUAAUUCGCAUUCAUAAUUGAAAGAGCAAACAACGUAAUUGCCGGUGCUCGUGUGAUUCAUUUAAGUCGAAAAUUCAGUUACUUCGUAGCUAUUCAGUUAUAACAUUUUCGUGGAGUUCAAUCGGGGCCUACAAUGGAGUCAGCAUAGACCCGACUGAUUUGUGUAUAUUGUGAAUGAAAAAAUUGUACCCUACUUCAGUAGCGUAGAUUUUUGGGAAAUAUAUUUUAAUUUAUAUUCCAAA